UUUGGGGACCACAGAGACAGUACAGCGCGUCCAACAAUCACAGCACAAAGGAGGUUCUGUCCUCUGUGCCCGUUUUGGAUUUUUUUUACUACAAACACCUCCUUUUUGGGGGUGGGAGGCUUUUCAACAUUAUCUAUAAAUUGCAGAUUGGAAAAGAACUUGAAAGACCCUCCGCAGUGGGGUUUGUUCAUGGCUGUGUUCCACUGUUACCAGCUCGUCUCUGAUGAAUCGCUCAUCUGUCCUUCGAUAACAGUCGCUCUGUCGCAUUUGUGCUGAGACAAAGACGGGAGCUUCAGAAGAACAGGCAAGAAACCGCAUUUCUAUAUAGAUAUAUUUUUUAUUUUUAUUUUUUAUGUUUUCUGGACGAAAACAUAAACCAUACCCAUGGCGAAACGGCGUCGUAAAGAGCGCUCCUGUUGCGCGUCUCUGUACUGUGGAAAAGCUCUGGCGAAGUUGGACCACCGUGGACUCCACCAAUCAUCAGCGUCCGUGCUGCUGGACUGGAGUAGCUGUCCCCUGAUUGGAUAAUCCUCGCAGCUCUCUCCUCUUCUCCGUCGCCAUGGCGAAGGCUCACCGUUAGCUGAGCUGAGAGGCGUUGUAGGAGCAGAGAUCGCAUAUUUACACAACGACUCACUAACAUCUCACAACAAACGAGAAGCCAAACGCACAAAUUCAGACUAAGUAACAUACAUUUUUAUACGUCUAACGUGGGGCGCAACUAAAUAGUCUUUAUAUAAAACUACACAUAGUCAUCGAAGAAUGACCUAAACAUAUGACUGAUUGAUUUUGUACAUUUGUCCACUGGUUCGCUGGAGCUUGGAUAUUUGUGACAGGCUUAUUUGCAAUGCAUCUACUUGGGCGGACAGUUUAAACAAGCGCUAGCAAACUGAAUACAGCAGCAUAGAUAAAACAAUGCUCUAUUCCUUUUGUGUCGCCAGAAAAGCCAGCAGAGUGAGACCUCUUCACUGCCUCCUUUUCUCUGCAGCAGCGGCUCAGAGAGGAGGAGGAGGAGGAGGAGGAGAGGGGACAACAGAGAGGCAGAACAGGGAGUGGGCGGGGGAAUAGAGCAAAGAGGAAAGAGACAGCGCUCGGGAGACUGGCAGCGUCUCACUGAUGCUGAGUCACAUAACCGAGGGACCAACGCCGCAUCCCAUGAGUCUUUGGGAAUAAUGGAGGAGCUCGAACACACUUGCCCGCAUCCCCGGACGGUAGGCCACCUAUCUACGCUGACCGAGCCCGCCAUCUUCGCCAGGGAGACCAGCUGCGAUUGCCGCGCGCCCCACGAGAAGCUCACCAUCGCUCAGGCCCGCAGAGGCACCCCAGUGGACCGACCCGUCAGAGUCUACGCAGAUGGGAUCUUCGACCUGUUCCACUCCGGACACGCCCGCGCCCUCAUGCAGGCCAAGAACCUCUUCCCCAACACCUACCUCAUAGUAGGAGUGUGCAGCGACGAGCUGACCCAUAAGUACAAAGGCUUCACAGUCAUGACGGAGCUGGAGCGCUACGAAGCGCUGAGGCACUGCCGCUACGUGGACGAGGUCCUAAGAGACGCGCCCUGGACGCUCACACCCGAGUUCCUGGAAACGCAUAAGAUCGACUUCGUGGCCCACGACGACAUCCCAUACUCGUCGGCAGGAAGCGAGGACGUCUACAAACACAUCAAGGAGGCGGGAAUGUUUGUGCCCACGCAACGCACGGAGGGGAUCUCCACGUCGGACAUCAUCACCAGGAUCGUCCGCGACUACGACGUCUACGCCCGGCGCAACCUGCAGCGUGGCUACACCGCCAAGGAGCUCAACGUCAGCUACAUCAACGAGAAGAAGUACCGGCUGCAGAACCAAGUGGACCGGAUGAAGGAGAAGGUCCGCACGGUCGAGGAGAAGAGCAAGCAUUUCGUUUACCGCGUGGAGGAGAAGAGCCAUGACCUCAUCCAGAAGUGGGAGGAGAAAUCCAGGGAGUUUAUCGGCAACUUCUUGGAGCUCUUCGGCCCAGACGGGACCUGGAAACAGGUGUUUCAGGAGCGCAGCGGGCGCAUGCUGUCCUACGCUCUGUCGCCCCGGGAGUCGCCCUGCAGCAGCCCCCCCCACGAACUGUCGCCCGUGCGCUCCCCGUCGCCCCCGUCCCCCAUCGCCCGGUGGCACGCCGCCCGGCCGUCGCCCCCGGCCUCCCCGAAAGGCGCCACGGCCUCCAUAAGCAGCAUGAGUGAAGGCGACGAGGAUGAAAAGUAAACAGGCACACCUGCCCACGCACGCACGCACACACACACACACACACGCACACGCACACACACACACACACACGCGCACACGCGCACACACACGCACACACACACACACACACCUACAAACACUGGCUGGAUAUUGGAACAGCUCCGCUCAAGGAUGUUGCCGAUACGCAACGCCGAUGGUGAUCAUGGGAGACGUGGACCCAGGCCACCUGCUGCCGUUGCCCGGACAACAGAGCGGAGACGAGGGCGACGAAGAAAGGACGCGGCCUCACACGUAAGUGUCCGACCUCCCGUCCAGCGUCUUUUGCUCUGGACGGUCCACGCUGAUGGAGGCUGCUCGUACAACCUGCUCAUUAUGUCACGCCGCUGUUUUUGUCCUGUUCUGUUUAGUUUAGCAUUUUCUCUGUAGCGACGUCGAGACGUUCUGUAAUUUGUCAUCGUUAGAUGUGAAAGGGCACGACGUCGCAGGAGCGCCGUGUCCGACAACGGUCGUAUGAACAGAUCCCAGUUCAGCACUAACAGCUUGUAGAAGUUGUGGGCGCCUCUUAGCUCAUACACAGUCAACACUAGUUUGCAUCAUUCAACCAUAAACUGACACUGAACAUAAAAUACGCAGUAGAAACACUGUUUCUUCCUCUUUGUUGUUCCCGCAAUAAUGACUUUAAAUCAAAAAUGAACUUUCUGACAAAUGAAAAGUACAUUUGAGCGAAAGUAAAUAUGGAAAAGGAGGUUUCUUUUAACUUUGAUUAAACAGCAUGGUUUCAUCAAAUUAAAGCUGGUAAAUGAAGCCUAUAAAGAUCCAAGUCUAAUCUGUAAUAUGCUUCUUAAAACCCCCCAAAACAUGAUUGUGCUGAUUCUUCUUGAAUGUAAAGUAAGUCUGAGGAUGAAACCACGUCUGCACUUGAGUAAAUGGAAUCUCUCCAAUUAGUAUUCACGUCACACGAGUAGGAAAAAAACACAUGAAAUUCCACCUUAAGAAGCCAUGCUUUCCACGGUAGGUCGGUCUUUUGCAAACCUGGCAACCCCGGUGAUGCAGCCUUUCCCCAGGACACUGGUGAUACUUGAAAUACACAACAGCCGAACCCUCCAGGCGUCUUCAACAGCAAAUACUCAGCCCCACUGUUUUCUUUGCUCUUAUUACACAUGUAUGUAACCAGUGUUCUGCUCAGGUCUGAACCAGAGCAAAACCUUUCUUCCACCUGAACAAAACCAAUAAUGCAAUGUAGAGACAACGUCCUGUAGGCACUACAUGUUAAUCUGCACUAUAUGUACAAACAAUGUGUUUUUUAUCUUAAUGUUAAACUGGCUUGAUAUAUAAAUAAAAAUGCUGUAACUGAA
Messenger RNA from Betta splendens (Siamese fighting fish), 3565 nucleotides. RefSeq names its product phosphate cytidylyltransferase 1B, choline a (gene pcyt1ba). Gene Ontology annotation, molecular function: choline-phosphate cytidylyltransferase activity; phosphatidylcholine binding. The record is from RefSeq and is a predicted model, not a curated record. The coding region runs from base 1170 to 2228 and encodes 352 amino acids. The transcript has 9 exons. Gene Ontology annotation, biological process: CDP-choline pathway. NCBI's taxonomy places the organism in Eukaryota, Metazoa, Chordata, Actinopteri, Anabantiformes, Osphronemidae.